Messenger RNA from Scleropages formosus (Asian bonytongue), 2571 nucleotides. RefSeq names its product Kruppel like factor 5 like (gene klf5l). The transcript is spliced from 4 exons. Gene Ontology annotation, molecular function: RNA polymerase II cis-regulatory region sequence-specific DNA binding; DNA-binding transcription factor activity, RNA polymerase II-specific. Bases 183 to 1382 code for a protein of 399 amino acids. The record is from RefSeq and is a predicted model, not a curated record. Gene Ontology annotation, biological process: regulation of transcription by RNA polymerase II. Lineage: Eukaryota; Metazoa; Chordata; Actinopteri; Osteoglossiformes; Osteoglossidae.
AAGCAACCUGCCCGGUAUAGGGAGGGAUCAGGAGGUGAAGCUCACCUGGAUUUGAGGAAAACAUCAACAGGCGGCGGGGAAGCUGCAGAGCAACAGAGCACCUUCGCCAUUUUUAUCGCAGGCAGAGCGAACUCAGUUGCGGUGUUCUUUCUAGUUGUAUUCCGCUGUGACAGAACUAGCUGAUGGCGAGUAUCGGGCUGUCCGCGAGCGUCCCCCCCUCGGAGGAGAGGGCCGUGUUCACGCAGCUGAAGCCCGUGAGGAUCAUGUCCGGUGGGGACCCCGCCGCCGCCGCCGUGGCGGAGGACGCGUCCGUUUUCGAGGACGCGAAGCCGGCGGGCGUGAGGGGCGCGGCGAACCCGCUGGAGCUGUCCCAGACCCGGUUAGAGAUGGAGAAGUACCUGCCCCAGCAGGGUCCUCAGGCAAUCCCGGUUAUGAUGGACAAGAAGUAUAGACGGGAGAGUGCCUCUGUAGUGGACGAGUACUUCUCUGAGGAGAAACCCACCCCAUACAGUGUCAAUAUCAACCUGAUCCUGCCCAACACGACCCACCUGCGAACGGGUCUCUACCGUUCCACCAAGCCUCAUAUACAGCAAAUCAAGACAGAGCCUGGUGUGGACAUUCCAUGCUCCAUCCAGACGCUCCCCGACUUCACGUCUGUCUUCAGCAUGCCACAGACUGUGAACAGCCUUUUCACCAAGCCUGAUGUGGCAUCCGACGACAUCCACAUUGGCCCACAGCAUCCCCAGAUCUACCAGCUACCGGUCAGCAGUGGUGACCUCACAAUGCCUUUGUCCAGCAGUCAGUCAGGAAGCAGCAGCAGAAGCAUGCACAACCUCAACAGCGUCACUAUGACAACAGGAGCAGCUGGUUUCAUCAUGCCUGAGCACUUCUAUCCAUCUCCUCAGCCUCACAGCCUACCUCCCUCUCCACCCAACUCUCAGCCAGGAAGUCCUGAGAACCAGGUGGAGCCCAUCAACAUCCUCCCACCACCACCGCCCUACGAGGCCAGGGUAGGAGUUAAGAUGGCUCAGAUUCACCCCCAGUCACUGCUGAUGGGCCAGGGUGUCCUUACGGGACCUAAGUACAAUCGGCGGAACAACCCUGAGCUGGAGAAGAGAAGGAUCCACCACUGUGACUUCCCAGGAUGCGCUAAGGUUUACACCAAAAGCUCCCACCUAAAAGCUCAUCAGAGGACACACACAGGAGAAAAGCCUUACCGCUGUACCUGGGAUGGCUGCGACUGGCGUUUCGCCCGCUCGGAUGAAUUGACGCGGCACUACCGCAAGCACACUGGCGCCAAGCCCUUCAAGUGCGUGGCCUGCAGCCGCUGUUUCUCACGCUCCGAUCACCUGGCACUGCACAUGAAGCGGCACCAGAACUAGUGGGCAUUAUCCGCACCCCACAGACCCUUCGUGGGGUUGACUGACUUGUUUUAUAAUCUCUUCCCUUUUUUAUAAUUGCUUUUUAUGUUUUGUCUCGAAAAAGAUCAAAACGUUUCUACAUAUAAACAUGCUGCCAAUAUAUCAACAUCAAUAUAAGGUAUGGAUUUUCCAUACGGGGACUGCAAGCUUCUCGACAUGAUAUACAUAGCUCAGUAUGUAAAUAUUUCUUACGGAAGUUUUUAUCUGUGUGUGUUUCUUUAAAUACAAAGAAUGUACUACAACUUAUACUUGACUUUUUAUUAUUCUGCUGUAAAGAUUUCAUUCAAAUUAGUUUUUUAAUCUAGAACUGAUUAUUACUGGUUAUUGUGCUCUGGAAAUGUUCUCCAAUAUGAAUCAAGAAAUCAAAGGUUUUGGGGGACUUAAGAUCCCACCUUUGCAUCAGAGUUGCUUCCUAGUGGAAGGGGUCUGAUGUCUCUCAUGAUGUUCGGCAUCUGUCAGCACUGUUGAGUUGCUUUUCUUCUUGCAUAUAUGGCACUAGUCUCUAAGCUGUUGUUGGACCCUUAGCUGGUCCCUGACUGACCACCAUUCCCUUAUUGGUUUCAGUGAGUUUGUUGUGUGCCAAGAGAAAGACCCCUCUGCUGUUACUGUCCUCGCCUUCUUCUCACUCGCUUUAAACUUGCAUGUAUUAAGAGAAUCAUCUUGAGUCUGUUCCUUGUUUUAUGUCCUUGCUUCUUCUCUGAAGUUUCCUAAAUGUGAUUUCAUUUUAAGGUUUUCAUUCUUAACCAUCAGUGCACUGGAAUGUAGACAUUCAACAAAACUAUUGAUUUAUUUCCAUGUUGCUUAACCUGGUAGAUUUAAGAAAUAUAUUAAUUUAUUAGAAGACUUACCUUGUGUCUCAGAGGUUUCAAGAAAUUAUGUUCCAUUGGGUGUGGUCUUUGAAGUACCCAGUGCAUAACUUUGUAUUAGUGACUGUCUCAUUGUAAUGUGUAAAAAUGCAAUGUAACCAUAAGUUAUUGUACCUUAAUUUGUUAUGAACUACUUAAGAUAAUCUGUACAGCAUUAGGCUGGUCCCGAUCAAGCGCCGCUAGAGCAAUGUUUUUACUGGACUUAUGUGUACAAACAUUAGACCAUCUAUUUUUCUGGAAGGAUAAAGAGAAUGCUACAUUCUUUAUUAAAAUUUUCAAUUUUU